AUGAAACCAAACAAGCCUCAACAUGCCGGCUGUUGGCAGUCUCUUGCAGUGCUGAUCAAUAUCCUCUUGCUUUCCUGCUGUUUCGGCCCUUCUGAGUCAAGUACUGCCAGCUUGAUGCGCAUCGAAGGCUCCAUAGAAGUCAACACCUUUGAAAACAGUCUAUUUGAAUGGCACGGGACUCUCUACUUACUGGAGAAUAUUGCCUGCUUGUACUCCCAACAUGCCUCCAAGUGGUUUCCAGCCUAUGCCAAUUCAUCCUACGUUCGCAUUAGAGAUUUUCAUACAGGGACAAUUGUGGCCAACAUUUCAUCCACUAUUGGGUACGGCUUUAUCACACCCUUUCCAGAUUACCAACAGGAACAGCUCUGGCUCUUUGGAUCCAACUGCAAUCGAUGCCAGGCGCAUCAGAAUCAUCGUGGCAUCCAAGGAUGUAUGGAACAAAGAGGCAUUGUAGCAUGGAAGCUUAUCAUGGAUUCCAAAAAGAACAGUAAUAGAGAUAGAUCGACAGCGCCGCUGUUUCGGCACUGGAAACGUCAAGAAAUACCCAACACAAGAGCUACCUACAAUGUACAGGUGACGGCUGUAAAAUCAUCACCAAUGGACACAACCCAACAAUCCACAAAACAUGUAAUGAUGGCAGAGCCAUUUGUGUUCUAUUCCAACAACAAUGAGGAUGGCAAUCUUUUUCAAGGAUGGUCAGUCAUUCCCAACACCACCAAGCCAGAAGGAGGUAUCCCUAUUGGAGGUCCAUGUAUUCGGCAUGUAAAUGGUUACUACUAUGUCUUUACUGGGGGACACCAUGUGGAGCUCCUUCGAACCAAUAACUUUCAACAGUGGGAACUCAGUCAUCAUCGACCAUUUCUGCAACCAUCGCACAGGGAUGCCCUGGUGGCUCCCUACAAUGGAUUUCCAGCUGCACAAGAAUCGCGGCAGUUCCCUCCCAUGCACCAGGACUGGACCAAAUGGGAUUGGAAUUCCAAUGAUGCGGACAUUGCCUACUACAAUGAUUCCUCCAUAUCAGAUCUUAAUAAUAAUCACAAACCUACCUUUCUUGUUUGGGGAGCAGGGACACAGGGAAGACAGCCCAAACCUCCACUGACAGUGGAAACUCAAUGUGCCAAUGUGGUGGCGGUGACCAAUGUCUCCAUUCGAGCACUUUUUGAAGCCCAGUUCAAAUCUGCUUCGGCGUCUGCAACAUGA
Messenger RNA from Seminavis robusta, 1200 nucleotides. The record is from the annotation of a GenBank genome assembly. NCBI's taxonomy places the organism in Eukaryota, Bacillariophyta, Bacillariophyceae, Naviculales, Naviculaceae.